Tetrahymena thermophila SB210 is the source of this 285-nucleotide messenger RNA. RefSeq names its product transmembrane protein, putative. NCBI's taxonomy places the organism in Eukaryota, Ciliophora, Oligohymenophorea, Hymenostomatida, Tetrahymenidae. The record is from RefSeq and is a predicted model, not a curated record. The transcript has a single exon.
AUGAAAGUUAAAAGCAUUAUCUAAUUCAGCCUACAAAUCUUUUAUGCUUAUGGUAACUAAUCAGCUAUUUUGAAGUAAAUUAUUUUCAAGAUCAAAAAUGAUGACGGAAUCAAGAUAUGUAUACUAAUGCAACUAGCUGGUAUAUAUAUUUUUCUACAUAUAAUGGCCAACAACACUAAAAACAACGAGUUCAAAUAUUUGUUCAGCUAAUUUAGAGAUUACGUUUACAGUAAUAAGAAUGCUAUUCACAAUGAUUUCCUUUGUCAAAUUUCUGAUUCGAGAUGA